Messenger RNA from Branchiostoma belcheri (Belcher's lancelet), 714 nucleotides. Its product is annotated as sialidase-like. The coding region runs from base 1 to 714 and encodes 237 amino acids. The record is from RefSeq and is a predicted model, not a curated record. The transcript has 2 exons. NCBI's taxonomy places the organism in Eukaryota, Metazoa, Chordata, Leptocardii, Amphioxiformes, Branchiostomatidae.
AUGGACGAAGACCAACAGGACGAUAUUUUCGAGGAGCUACGUGUGCGGGCACAGGAAGCAAAUGCCGACGUGGACCAGGACCAGGACCAGGACGGCGAGGACCAGCCGUUCGUAGAGCAACAGCAACCUCGACACUACAAGGACACAGACCCAGCGUCGCGAGAACAGCACUACAAGGACACAGACCCAGCGUCGCGAGAACAGCACUACAAGGACACAGACCCAGCCUCGCGAGAACAGCACUACAAGGACACAGACCCAGCCUCGCGACAACAGCACUACAAGGACACAGACCCAGCCUCGCGAGAACAGCACUACAAGGACACAGACCCAGCCUCGCGAGAACAGCACUGCAAGGACACAGACCCAGCCUCGCGAGAACAGCACUACAAGGACACAGACCCAGCCUCGCGAGAACAGCACUACAAGGACACAGACCCAGCCUCGCGAGAACAGCACUACAAGGACACAGACCCAGCCUCGCGACAACAGCACUACAAGGACACAGACGAUCAGUCUCAACCCCGACCCCCCAGGGACCUCACCACUCCGUCUCAGCCCCGACCCCCCAGGGACCUCACCACUCCGUCUCAGCCCCGACCCCCCAGGGACCUCACCACUCCGUCUCAGCCCCGACCCCCAAGGGACCUCGCCACUCCGUCUCAGCCCCGACCCCCCUGGGACCUCGCCACUCCGGCUCCGUCUCAACCCUGA